Messenger RNA from Hyalella azteca, 3225 nucleotides. RefSeq lists its product as uncharacterized. The record is from RefSeq and is a predicted model, not a curated record. NCBI's taxonomy places the organism in Eukaryota, Metazoa, Arthropoda, Malacostraca, Amphipoda, Hyalellidae. Bases 116 to 2134 code for a protein of 672 amino acids. The transcript is spliced from 14 exons.
UUAUUGUACUGACAUUUGUUGACAAUACUCCACAGUUGUUAUAUCAGAAUAAUUGUGAGAAAUGAAAGUUAAUUAGUGUCUAUGUCUGCACACAAUUAUCGACACGAAUAGUGACAUGUGUGUCGGCAAUAAUUAUUGUCGACACAAAUUGACUGUGGCUCCAGACGAUCAUCUUGUGGGAGAGAAAAAAAUGGCGCUAAAUUUUUAUUCUAAACUUCUACGUAACAUCGUCGUAUUGACAGUCAUGUUGCUGAGUUGGCUCGAGGCUGCUGCGGCUGUUGAGGUUACAACCAUCUUGGCUCCCGGCAACAUGGACGAAGCUCGGACGUCAUAUCUGAAAAUCGGAGAACACGCCUACUCGUAUAACCUAAAAUCAUCAGCAGAUGAACCCAUUGAGGGCUUUUCCUUUAAAUCAACGGUUACAAAGACAGAUCACAUAAAAACUGGAGAUGGCAAUUUAAUCGGUUCAAAAGAUACAGUAGAUUUUCAAGAAUGUAGCUGUGAAGAGAACGAGUGUAGCUGUCCAGUUGGAUACGGAGUGAUGAUUAACAGAUUGAACAGCUCUUCAGUAUUCACAUUCGAGGCCGAUGACACCUUCUCAGUGAUGACGUGGGUUGACAAAAACGAAACUUCAACGCUGAGCGAGGCUUGUUUCUUCAUCAUUGGUUCGUAUGAAAUAAAAAACGAGAACGACCUACGUGACCUGACCACCUUCUACAUCACCACCACCGACUCCGUCAUCAUCACGAUGAUGAGUGAUGAGUGCGACAUCGAAGUGUGGUACGCUGCCAUCAGGCCAGAGUUCAACACGACCACCAUAUCACACACGUCAGGCACCAUCGCUUUUCCUGACGAUGCGCAAGUCCUCAUCGAGGGUUGGGGCUACCCGCCUCAGAAGAGGCUGGAGUACGUUUUCUCGUACCCCGAGAACUACGCCGUGGAGUUCAGCAUCGCGAAGCAGGACCUCGGCUCGCGCUCCACUUACCUGCAUGACUUCAGCCUCAGCAACUGCACGCAGAACGACUUCCUCCUCAUCGGGCUGGGUGAUGAAAUUUUAGCCGGAACGGACAUGUUGCUCUACGGCCGGGCGGCCACCAACCUAACCAUCCGCGUCAACUACCACAAGGCGCACGUCGUCUUCUAUGGCGACUACCAUGAACAGCUCGCCACGGGAUUCUCAAUCAACUACAAGGCUAUCAGAGACACCCUCGUGGUGCUCCCCACUCCUCCUCCCUCCACCGCUCCGCCCCCCAUCAGCCUCCCCCUCCCCACCACCUGGGCCGCCAUCGACAGUGCCCAGGCUAGCUACUCGACCACCUCGUCCCUGGAGGACGCGUUCACAGCUACGCUCUCCUCCGUCGCCACCGCGUACAUCCAACGCAUCGGCCUGCCGGUCACCCCACCGCCAUCUGUAAGCGCUACUGACGUCCAUGUGUACGCAAUAACCACGUGUAGUGGACACGUGUGUUCGAGCACGUGUGCUGCCUUCAACUUCUCCAUCAGUAAACUUGACGCUACAGGCGACAACUGGGCCUUCACCACAUCAGUGCUGGAUGAUAUGAUCAGGGAUCCGGCGCUGCAGGAGCAGUGGGAGCAAAUGUGCAGUGACUGUGAACCUUGCGAAGAGACCGUGGACCACGAGAGCUGGGGCGCCAUUGGGGGAGUCGUGGCUUUUCUGCUGGUGGUCACGGCACUGCUGGCUGCGGCAGCUUGGGUCUUUACGGCUAAAAACAAUAAAAACAAAGCUCACCACCAAUACAUGGAAACUCUCAAACAGGAGAAAGCAGACAGAAGACGACGGUCUUCAGGAGACGUGUCCGUCAUCGGCGCCCCUAUGAAGACUCACAGGAGGUCUCUCCCCUUCAGGAGCAGGUCCUCUACCUGCUCCUCCCAGUUAACUGUUGAACAUUACGACAUCGCUGGGUUCACUGAUUUCGAUCUGUAUGACGACUUCGAAGAAAUUACAAACACUUAUGAUGGAUCAUUCGUGAACUUGUCUUACGAUCACGAUCAGCAUCAGACGGAGUGGGUGAAGCAGUUAGAUGCUCUCCCCCUGGCGCAGGCUCCGACUCAAGCUGCCUCGAUACAGAACCAGAAUCUGGCUUCAGAAACACUCGAAGAGUCUAAAUUGUAAAAGUUAAGAAAGGCAACACUGGUAGACUUUCACCCUAAACAAUUUUUAUAUUUUUUAUAUCUAUACAAUGUACACAUGUUUAAAGUAAAAACCUUGGUUUUCCACUCAAGUAAACUUUGAAGCUCGGAGUUGGGAAUCUGAGAAUGGGAAUAUUGAAACGCCGGGACCGGAGAUUAAUUACGCCGUAUUAAGUUGGCCAAGGGUAUCAAAGGGAACUCGAAACUGUCGCGACGUUCCUUCAAAGACUUGUGUGUGCGCGCCGUCUGCUUAUAAAAGGACCCUAAAAUUCAGGCAAAAGGGUUGUUUAUUGUGGUGACCGUCACACCAGUACAGUCUGCAGCCAUCUCCGCAGUGUUAGGUGACGGCCUCGGCCGCCGGUCGUCAGGGCCAGAAAAAAACGGCCGCGCGAAACUCCAAGAUGUAUACAUACAUACCACUCCAGCUCCGAUGUAAUGACGUCAGAAAUCUACGAGUAACUCCCGCAACUUCGCUUAUUUGUACGGUCAACAUCAUUGCUUCGGCUGUGACUUAGUCGUGAGACAGCGUGAUAGACAGCAAAACGUUCAACGAUAUUAAUGCCAGUAAACAGAACAUUCAAGAUCGAGCACUGCGCAAUAAUUCUCAUCGUCACGGUCAUCGUCAGUAGCGAUGGUCAGUAAUCGUCAGUAGCGGUCACGAUCACCAACAACAGAAGUACGGCAAUGAGCUUGGAGUAACAUCAUCGACGAUGAAAACCACGUCACUAUUCAGAAGGACGGUCGUGAUAAAUUCUACGGUCAGACCAGCCGUGAGACAUCAAUCUAAGCGUGGAGAUUACGGCUAUGAAGACAAAUCGACUGUGAAUGGAGACCGCGGGGAACGUGCGGCCUGGGUACGGCCGAUAGGGACACGACAGCAAACAUGCGCGUGAGGUACGGUCAUUUACGACAGUCGUACAACUCAACGGAACUGCAGCGGAUCAAUGUUUCAUGGUGAAAGUAGCCGAUUUAAGUGAUGUAAACUAAUAGAUUUUCAACUUUGAUUGUGUUCGGAUUAAUCCUUCUCCUGUACUAGAGAUUUUUGGUUAACGCAGGAAGUAACUUGAAUUUAAU